Drosophila willistoni is the source of this 1915-nucleotide messenger RNA. RefSeq names its product neither inactivation nor afterpotential protein G (gene ninaG). The coding region runs from base 47 to 1852 and encodes 601 amino acids. Gene Ontology annotation, molecular function: flavin adenine dinucleotide binding; oxidoreductase activity, acting on CH-OH group of donors. NCBI's taxonomy places the organism in Eukaryota, Metazoa, Arthropoda, Insecta, Diptera, Drosophilidae. The record is from RefSeq and is a predicted model, not a curated record. The transcript has 5 exons.
AACUAGUCGAAUUUCGUCAUCCACCAACUAUUAACCCUCAACUAGCAUGGGACAACGAAUUCAGAAAAUCCUAAUUGUGGGAGCCCUUGGAAUUGCCUUUUUGGCUAUUUUGGCGGUGCUGGUGUGUCGUCUGCUAGAAGAAUCAAUUCCCAAUGUCUUGGCGGUAGAGGAACGGAACUAUGCCUUUGACUAUGUGAUUGUUGGAUCUGGCACUGCGGGCAGCACUUUGACCUCGCUACUGGCCAAGCAUAGUAAUGGAUCAGUUCUGCUUAUUGAGGCUGGCGGAGCAUAUGGCCUGCUAAGCAGGAUUCCCCUGCUAACUACAUUUCAACAAAAAGGGAUUAAUGACUGGUCCUUUCUCUCAGUUCCCCAAAAAUACUCCUCACGGGGUCUUAUCGAGCAACGUCAAUGCUUGCCCCGGGGUAAAGGACUGGGUGGGUCAGCUAAUCUUAAUUAUAUGCUUCACUUUGAUGGCCAUGGGCCCGACUUUGAUGACUGGAAAUUGAAGCUGAAUCUUUCAAACUGGGGUUGGCGGCAGAUUUCACCGUUUAUGAAAGCCGCGACGGCCAAGCCAAUGGAUAUGUUUGAGAUAACAAGUGGUUAUUCCAAGUUAACUCAGGCUCUGGCGCAAGCCGAAGCGGAAUUCAUGCACAAACCUUUGACAUUUCGACGUUCUCGGUAUAAUAUUAAGAAUGGAUUGCGUCAUUCGGUGGUGCAACAAUUCUUACAGCCAGUUAUGAAAAAUUCCCGCCUGCGACUUCUUCCCCAGGCCCUAGUAAAAUCCAUAAAGCUGUCCAAGAAACCCAUGCUGCAUGCCAGCUCCGUGUUAGUGGGCAUUAAGGAUGAUGAUCACCAGAAGGAACAAAAUUUUCGCAUUGAGAUUAAGCGGGAGUUGAUAAUCUGUGCUGGAGCCUACCAAAGUCCACAACUGCUACAGGCUUCUGGAAUAGGCAACAGGUCAAGGUUAUUGGCGCUAAAUAUCCCUGUGCAGCAUGAUCUACCCAUGGUGGGACAGGGACUUCAUGAUCACUUCAAUUUGCCUCUCUUCGUGUCCAUCAAUAGCAUUGGACCCACUCUGAAUCAGGGCGCCCUCUUGAGUCCUGUAAAUCUGUAUCACUACCUCAGCUCUGGAACUGGUCACUUUGGCAACUUUGGUGUCCUGGGACAUGUGACCAGGCAUACCAAACGGUUUCCCUUUGGAAUAACCUUUUUUGGAGCCGGGGCCAUAGAUGAAGCCGCUCUCAUGUCCAUAUCGAAUUUCAAGAGUCCCGCCUUUCGUGCCCUUUUUCCUCGUUUUUAUAAUGCAUCGCAAGAAGGUUUUGUCAUCAUAUCGAGUUGCCUGCAGCCCAAGUCAAGGGGAUCCGUGCAAUUGCUGAACAAGAGCAUGAGAAGGAAUCCCUUAAUUGAUCCAAACUACCUAAGCCAAGACGAAGAUGUGGCCUGCACCAUAGAGGCACUUAAAACGGCAGUCAAGUUGGUCACCUCGGAAGCCUUUGCCGAGCUUCAGCCGCGUAUUCAUUGGCCCAAGCUUCAAGAAUGCUCGAAUUUUGGUCCUUUUGAAAGAGAUUUCGUGGACAAUCAGCCCUCGGAGCUUUACCUCGAGUGUCUGAUGCGACACAUUGGCCUCAGUUCCCAUCAUCCCGGUGGCACAUGCUCCCUGGGCAGCGUAGUGGACGAGCACUUAAAAUUACAUGGGAUUGCAAAUGUGCGAGUAGUGGAUGCUAGUAUUUUGCCUGGACCGAUUUCGGGGAAUCCCAACACAGUCAUUGCAGCGAUUGCCAUGAGAGCAGCCUCUUGGAUAUUGCAAAGUGAAUUACAAGAUUUUCGCACAGCUCAAAAUCAAUCGGAAUGAAAUGAAGGUUCAAAGUAAUACCAAAAGCACAUAAAUACCUGAAAUAAAAGAAUUUCUUACUAA